AUGCUCGCAACCAUUGCUGAUAUGUCUCCACUGAGACAUCUCCUUCGAGAAUUUCCUAAGAGCAUAAAGUUUUGCUUUGCCUAUGGCUCGGGUGUGUUUAAGCAGGCUAACAACAAUCAUGAGAAUAUGCUGGAUCUCAUAUUUGUUGUGCGCAACUCCAACAAAUGGCACGCUGAGAAUCUGCAGAGAAACCCCAAACAUUACGCCCAGCCCUUGAGGUUCCUUGGCCACAAAGUGAUCACUAAAGUUCAAGAGGGAUCAGGUGCCAAUAUAUAUUACAAUACUCUGAUCAGGACCAGUCAAGGGCAGCUCAUCAAAUACGGAGUGAUAUCUGAGAUAUCGCUGGUGGAGGAUCUCUUGGAUUGGAAUAAUCUGUAUCUCUCAGGACGACUGCACAAGCCCGUGAGAGUGCUGGUGGAGCCUGAUGAGAGCUCCCAGCUGCGCACUGCUCUAGUGCAGAACCUCCACUCAGCUGUGCAUGCUGCUCUGCUGCUGCUGCCCGAGCACUUCACUGAGAUCGACUUCUUCCGGAAGAUCACCGGGCUGUCUUACCACGGCGACUUCCGGAUGAUUUUCGGCGAAAACAAGCAGAAGAUCAACAAUAUCGUGCUGCCGCAGCUGCAACACUUCAAGCAGCUGUACGAGCCAGUGCUGAAGCACUUCGACAACUAUGUGGACAUACCCUUGUCAGACAACAUGGCGAUCACAUGUCACCAGGACACUAGCCCGGCCACCAAGAUCCAUCAUCUCAAUCACUUGCCGCGAACGCCGCAAAUCAGACUGGUUCGGGCAUGGUCUCACGGUCCGCGAUCAAGAGACACGGAGGAUUGUCUGCGGGCCAUCGCGCACGACCCGGAGUGCUGCGAGAUACUGGAGCAGUGCCUGAAAGACAUUGUCUGGCGGUCCAGCGUGACGCAGAGUCUCAAGGGGAUCGUGACAGCGGGCCUGAUGAAAUCCGUUAAGUACAGCGGCGCCAAGAUCAUUAAGAUGUUAACGUCGAACGUCUCCGACAGCAAGCACACGCUGCCCAAGCCGGACCACAGCCAGAUCGAUAAGAUCGUUCAGGCGGUCGUAAAGAAGACAGAGACGAAAGAGGCGGAAAAGCGCGUCGAGUAG
This is a messenger RNA of Odontomachus brunneus, 1116 nucleotides long. RefSeq names its product phosphatidate cytidylyltransferase, mitochondrial. The coding region runs from base 1 to 1116 and encodes 371 amino acids. Lineage: Eukaryota; Metazoa; Arthropoda; Insecta; Hymenoptera; Formicidae. The transcript has a single exon. Gene Ontology annotation, cellular component: mitochondrion. Gene Ontology annotation, biological process: cardiolipin biosynthetic process; CDP-diacylglycerol biosynthetic process. The record is from RefSeq and is a predicted model, not a curated record. Gene Ontology annotation, molecular function: phosphatidate cytidylyltransferase activity.